AUGGGUCUGCGAUUUAACGGCCACCAUUUCCCGCUCGCCGCCGCCCCUUUCGUGUUUGGCUUUGCGCAAGACCAUGUGCCAUCCCAUGCACUGGAUGAGAUGGCCUGUCGCCCGCGUGGCGACCCGACCUGCAUCGACGCCCGCGCCAUACUCUGGAUCAGCAUUUGUGUUGGGCAAGUGCCAGAUCGUACACGCAGUCUAUUUUUGUCUGGCUACUUCAUAGAAGCGAUGGUAAUCGCCGUUCAAUUGGCGGGUAUCAUUGAUCGAAAGAGAUAA
Purpureocillium lilacinum is the source of this 276-nucleotide messenger RNA. Lineage: Eukaryota; Fungi; Ascomycota; Sordariomycetes; Hypocreales; Ophiocordycipitaceae. The record is from RefSeq and is a predicted model, not a curated record.